Magnolia sinica is the source of this 9581-nucleotide messenger RNA. Its product is annotated as serine/threonine-protein kinase ATM. The transcript is spliced from 79 exons. The record is from RefSeq and is a predicted model, not a curated record. Gene Ontology annotation, molecular function: protein serine/threonine kinase activity; protein binding. Lineage: Eukaryota; Viridiplantae; Streptophyta; Magnoliopsida; Magnoliales; Magnoliaceae. Gene Ontology annotation, biological process: DNA repair. The coding region runs from base 250 to 9375 and encodes 3041 amino acids.
UUCCUUUCUAAUCCAACGCGACGGAUCGGAUUCCCCCUCUUUCCUCUCUCAUAAACCCCUGGAAAAACUCAGUUCUCCGCCAAAACUCCUCCGUCCCUUCCCGCCUUCCCCCAUUUUAUCUUCUUCCAAAAACAUUCCCCAGUCUUCUCGAAGGAAAACAUAAAAUAAAAUCCCCAGCUUCCAUUUCUCAUCUCUCUGGUACCGCAGUUUCCAUCAGAGAAGAAGAGAGAAGGGAAAAAAGAAGAAGCCAUGGCUACUUCAAGAGAUAUUCAAGAAAUCGUUUCAAAGCUCUCAUCAGAGAAAGUCAAAUCUCGAGAAGAAGGUGUUAAGUUGUUGAGUAGCUGGAUGGAAGGUGAAAGGUCGUUCGGUUUCUGUAAAUUGCUUGGCCAGAACACUGCAAGGCUUGGACCUAAUGAGAUUCCGCAUGCGGAAACAUGGCCGUUUAUUAUUACGUUGCUCACGAAAUGUAUUAUGUUGGAAAUAUCGGCGAGUAAAAGGCGAUUGCCAAAGCUGUUUUUUGCAAAGACUCUUCGGAGUGUCAUUCAACAUGCUGAAGAUGCCAAGUUUUCAGGCAAGACGUUGCCUCUCUUGUCCGUAGUGAAGUUGCUUUUCAGCCAUAUCUGGGAUGUUAUAAAGGAUGUUCCAAGCUUCCAAUCUGAAUAUGGCAUUAUUCUCCGGCAUCUUUUGGCAGUGAGAGAAUACCGCUUUCACAUGAGGAAGCGGGUUUAUAAUAGUUUGGUACUUCUAUUCAGCAGUCAGGUACAAAUGGCCAUGGGUGGGAAAAAUAGUAUCCAAUCUAACACCAAAGAAGAAGUUUUCCGUUGCAUCCUCACACUCCACUCCCUCUUGGAAAACCCUCCUGGUGAUUUCCCCGAUAAUCUAAGGGAAGAUCUCAUUAAGGGGUUUGUUGGAAUUUUCUCGCAUGUAAGGGAGGAGGGGAAAAUUUCACGCAAACUCAUUGAAUGCAUCAAUAUGUUCUUGAUAAAAGAUGGCCCAAAUCUGGGCUCUCAGUCCAUGGAAAUCCAUUCCGCCAUGCAGGGAUUUAUGUUCCGCUGUUGGCUCACAACUCAUGAUCGUGGGUUGAAGAAUGCACUUAUUGUUUAUGCAAGGAUACAGUUAAAGCUUAACAGGAGUGUUGCUGAUGGAAGUCGUCUGAUAGAACUAAUUCUCGAUGUUGUUAGCAAGGACCUUGAUCAAAGCAAUGUCGUGGGCACUGGUAUUGCCUGGAGUGAUGCAGCGAGGGAUGAUAAGGUUGGAGCCUUGGCAAACUCACAGCGUGGUUUGAUGGAGCUUGCCGCCUCAGUCUUUUAUCAGGUGUGUGUGCAUACAACUAAAGUACCAUCAUCAGAGAAGCGACUUAAGAGGGAGAGUGCUGCCGCUCGUUUGAAAGAUGGUCUCAUGAAAGGGAAAUGGUUAUGGUAUGGUGCCUUUUGCUUCCUUAUCCGGAACUAUGGCUUACGCAUCAGUAGGGCUCUUGUCAGCUACUGGUUUGAGGGCAUCUGUGAAAGUUUUGAGAGGAUUUUGAAUGAUGCCAACACAGUGCAUGCUUAUGAUGGCCUUCUGUGGGCUAUACGGAGCCUGCAGGAGCUCCCUUCCUUGCUGCCGCUUCCGACUCCAGGAGGGGAGCCUUUGCAAUCAUCCAUCACCUCCAGUGAGGUUAAAGGUGGGUGGCAUAUAAUAUGGAGCUGUUUAAUGCAUGGGCUUCCUAUAUUCAGUAAUGUGACAUCAGUGGCUGAUGCAUCAUUAAUGCUCCUUGGGUGUAUUAUUUCAAAUGACCUAAUUAAUGUGCCCAUUGUGCCUCAAGAUGUUUGGGACCUCCGAAUGUUUAAGCAUAUGACAUCCAUGCCUGCUUUAUACUUCAUUGCUUGCUAUUUCUCAUGGAAAGGUUGUCAGGGUGACCUUCGUGAUGUUUUUCAUCUCAGACAAACUCUUCUAAGGGCAAUUUUUGGACUGUUUAACUUGAAGGAACCCUUUGUUUUAAAUGAGCGGAUGGUGAUGCUCUUGCCAGCAGCUAUUUUUUCUCUUUGUGCUGGUUGCACACACUUUCCGUCUUAUUCAAGGCAGUCAUUCAUGUUAAACUCUUAUAUUGAUAUUCUUGAAGCUGAGGACUGGACGAAGACAGAAGACCAUGACCAAGGACUGGUGAAUGAGCUUUCUGAAUGCUCGGUGGAAGUUUUGGCAGAAAUUGAGCCAGGAUGUUGUGUUGAGGUGUCCCAAACUGAACGCUAUCAUAAUUUGCGCCUUCCACGACAAGUAAGGCAUCCAUUAAUGCAGGAAAUGGAAGAUUAUUUUCUAACAACUGUAACUUCAGAUCAAGAGAUUGAAAAGAAGUCACUGUCAGAGCUCUUCUUUUCAUGUGCUUUCUUAUCCAAUUUCAUCUAUGUUUCAAUGUUAACCAGGCAUAAAGAAGGGAAUUCAACUUUCCUCACCAAAAUGCUUCAUCGUUUAUUAGAAUUACUAGAACAUGCUGUUUCUGUAAUUCAGGAAAAUCUCAAGGAAUCUCACAAUCAUGGCUGUUUGGGUUCUGGCCCCAUUGAUGAUGUAGUAACAGGUUCCACCCUAGCCGCUGUUAGAAUUCUUAUCCGCUCUCCACUUUUCAGCAUUUGGAAACAGAGAAAUGCAAGCAGCGAUGAGCUUCCUAGAAGUAUCAUUCAAGUUAUUGAGAGGCUUUUGCUGGCUCUAGCUAAUCUAUUUGAAGAAAUUUCCAAGUGUAAUACAAACUUAGAGUCUGAGACAGAUAUGGCAGAAUUCUUUCCAUCUUCUAUGACCUGCCCAAAAAAUUCUUAUACUAUGAAUGAUGGUAAAGUGAGGAUUGUUGAUAUGGAGCUGGACAUAGAAGACGAAUCCAAAGAUGCAGAUACUGCAGCUGCUAGUGGGAAGAACAUUUCUGGGUUUUCUUUGUCCUCUGUGCAGUUGAAGCUGGACAUGCUUUCAGCAAUUUCAAGUUUCUUCUGUGUUUUGCCUGAUAAUACAUGGGAAAUCAUGUUUGAUCUCAUGGGAAAAGAAAAUGAUUCCAAGGUGCAUGAAAGUAUGCUCCACGGUCUUUGUCAAAAUUUUGCUUGCUCUUCUACCAGAACUCUUUCGGAAUUGGUCAAUUCAAUGAAUAACAUGAUGAAAGCGAGUCUGACUCUAAAACUCUGUUGUGUUAAUGUCGUAAAUGCCAUCCAUGGUUUGCUGGGGGCAUUACUACCCUCGGGUUCUGUUGGAAAAGAUGAAAAUGUUAAGCAGUUUGGAAGGGGAAAGGCAACGGAUCAGAACUUGGUACCCCUUGGAGAUUUGGUUAACAAAGUAGUGGAGAUUGGUCUUAUUGAUUGGUCUGCACGUGUUAAGCUGAUUGAUUGCAUAUGCUAUUUUGUAAUGCUCGAUCCUCGCAUUGCCCAGGCUAUGAUUGAGAGACUUCUUGCGAUGCUUCAAGAUACUGAUUAUCGAGUUAGGCUCUUCUUGGCAAGACGAGUUGGUGUGCUUUUCCAGACGUGGGAUGGGCAUGAUGAGUUAUUUCAGGAUAUUUGUUCCAAUUUUGGUAUCAAGCUAGUGAUGGCCUCAAAAGAGAAGCUUGUUACAGCAAGGGAGGUUUUGGCCACUGAUGUUCAGCCGCGGUUAACUAUGGAAACUAGUAUUGUUACACUGGCACAUAUUGCAUUUUGCAGUGAGAAAGUAGAGCUGGAGGCUAUCUUCAUGCUGUGUGUUGUUGCUGCGAUGGAUCCUUGUCAGAGGGAACUGGUUUUUGCAGUACUUGAUAAUCUAUCAGGACGACUCCAAUACACAACUAGGUCAAAGUACUUGGAGGAACUUAUGGGAUCAAUUCUUUCUUGUUGGGUGGCUUGCGGUGUAAGUUUAGUUGCACUCGUUGAGGUACGGGAUCUUUUUGUUAUUAAAUCAGAACCAAAUUUCUUCAUGCAGUAUUGCUGCCCUUGGCUUCUUCCGCCAUUAAUUUUGAGUGAAAACAGUACCGAUCUCAACUGGGUUUCUACGGUUGCUUGCCAACCUUUGGCAGUUCUUGCAAAGAACCAUUUUGUGCCUAUUUUUGCAGUCUGCAUGGCAUUUCAUUGCAGUACAAAGUCGGACAAGGAAAAAGGAGCAAUGGUACUUCGCAGUUCAAUUUUACACCUUGCUGAAAUUUCCGAGCAUGAACGAGAUGAUCUCAUAAAGAAACAGAUGGUAACAAUUGUCAGUUUCCUUCUAUCGCUUUCCUCUUCUGCCAUGGACCCUGCAAUCCCUUUCUUUUCCGUGGACACAAUUGUCCUUGCUAUAAGAACAAUUGUUGAUGGAUUCUUGGAGAUGGAUGAUCAUCAUACAAAUGCUGGUGUUAUUGAUAAAAUCCACAUUUUCCGUCCUGAUAGAGUAUUCAUGUUUCUAGUAGAGAUACAUCACCAGAUUACAGCAGCAGUUCCUCCUAGGCACAGGUGUCAUCGGUUGUCUGGAAUCGAGGUGCUUACCAAUAUAAUUGGACAUAGGGUUUCAGUUCCAAGCACUUGCUGUUAUCUUUUCAAUUUAGUUGGACAAUUUAUUGGGUGCCGGGCUUUGCAAGACCAGUGCUGUCUUAUCCUGUCCACGUUGCUCGAAGCUUUUAAGAACAAUCCCACCAAAGAUGUUACCAGCGUGCUAGGUGAACAACUCCAGUUUUUGGUAUCAAAAUUGGUUGCUUGUUGCAUUCCUUCUAAUAACAAUCUGGACCCAUUUGUUCAAUCUUCUAGAGUUUUAUCUUUGCUUCACCAGUUAACUGUGGAUGCUGAUCCAUCUCUUUACGAUUACAUCAGAGAAUUGGAACCCUUUCCUGAGCUUCAUUGCUUUGAAAGGAUUCAUAUUUUUCAUCAGCAACUUUGCAAAGCCUACUCUCCAAAAGACCACUUUACGAAGUUUGUAACGAGAACUUGCUACCUUCCUCAGAGAUUGCUUUUAUGGAGUCUUCAAACACUGCACAAAAAAUUAGUAAUGAGGGAAAUCAUUCAUCCAGAGAAGAAUGCAGAAGAUAUUCGUGAGGAGUUUAAUUGCUGGCAUUGUGAACCUGAAAUUGUCUCUGCUGUAUGGACGCUAGUUGGCAUGUGUACUUCAGAGGAUGCAAAGGAUAUCCGAGAAUUGGUUGCGGACUUCAUUUCCAGGGUUGGCGUAGGGGAUCCACAUUGUGUUGUUUUCCGUUUGCCUGGAGAUGUUAAUCAAAAGCUUCUAUUUAAGCCACUUGCUCAUGGGGAAGUUGGGUUUUAUACUGAUAUCGGUGUAUCAGAACGGCUUCUGAUCAAACUAAUAAGGCUGUUAAAGAAGUCUCUAUUAGAUGAUUCUGUGAAGAUAGUUGAUAUGACUGCACGAGCUCUCCGUGGGAUACUUUCAACUGAAAGAGGUCAAAGUGCUCUGUUGUCUUUUGAAUCUUAUGAGAAGUCCCUUGUUGAGAUUCACUCGAAGGGGAUUAAUUCCGAUUUGGUUGGGAAGUUGCUAUUGGAUAUUGAAAGAAAGUCUAAUGCUGAAGCCAUUCUGUUGGAGGAUUCUAAUGUGUGGAAGACACAUGGAAAAACGUUCGAGAUGUGGGUUUGCCCACUCGUGUACUCACUUAUCAAUCAUUGCAGUGAUACGAUUCUGAGGUUGUGUCAAGAUAUAGUUCUCCUGAAGGCAGAAGUGGCUGAGCUUCUGUUUCCAGUUGUUCUUGUACACCUAGCAGGAAAGAAGGAUUUGAAUUCAGACCUUUGCCAAUUAAUCUCCAUGCAGGUUCAAGAAAAUAUCUUCACAGAAUCCAAUGACUUGGUAAAAUCAGUUCAGGUUAUGUUGGAUGCACUGAAUGAGCUUCGACUACAUUAUGUCGUUGAAAGAGCAGAUACAUCUUCGGCACCAUCCAAGCGAGAAAGUGCAAAGCAUGCUAAGCCUUCCAGUUAUAGUUCAAGGUCCCGUUGCGCAUCUGAAAAAUCAAAAGAUGCAUCAACUAGACAGAAUGCAGGGAUCAUGUUGAGUUCAUCAUGGAAGAAGGUGUACUGGCUUUCGAUCGAUUAUCUUGUGGUUGCUAAUUCAGCAAUUCAUUGUGGCUCAUACUUCACCUCCGUUAUGUAUUUGGAGCAUUGGUGUGAAGAUCAUUUUAACAGCCUGACAUUGGGAGACCCUGAUUUUUCCCAUAUUGAAACUCUGCCACCCCACAUUGAAUUACUAGUUGCAGCGGUCACACAAAUCAAUGAACCUGACAGCAUAUAUGGGAUCAUCCAAUCACAUAAGCUGACAUCUCAAAUCAUCACCUACGAGCACGAGGGGAAUUGGAGCAAGGCACUUGAGUAUUACGACUUACUUGUUAGAACAGCACCAAUCAAACAAAUGGAUGGUUUGCCGGGUAAUUCGUCAAGUGACUAUUCUCAGGGAAUCCAUCAGCCAGCCUUCAACUCAGAAAACGAGAGAGGGAACCGGAAAUCUUACAAAGGCCUCAUGAGAUCUUUGCAGCAAACAGGUUGUACUCAUCUGCUGGAUGUAUAUUGCCAAGGAUUGACAACUCAGAAAGGCCAGUUUGAAAACGAUUCAGAGUUCACUGAAUUACAGUAUGAAGCUGCUUGGCGAGCUGGAAAUUGGGACUUCUCCUUACUUUCCACGGAUGCUAAUUCUCCGCACUCCAGACAGCAUGUUCAAAACAGUCACUUUAAUGAAAACUUGCACAGUUGUUUGAGGACCUUGCAAGAGGGAGAUAGCAAUGAAUUUCAUAUGAAGCUUAUAGACGCAAAGCAGGAGCUUGUGUUCUCAAUCUCUCAUGCAAGCAAGGAGAGUACUGAAAAAAUUUACUCGGCGAUAGUAAAACUUCAGAUUUUAGACCAUCUUGGCAUGGCUUGGGAUCUACGCUGGAAGUCAUCUCCAUGUGAAACAAUAAAACCCUUUCCAGACUUGCAAAAUGUUUUUCAUGAACCUGUGAUCCCUAGCAUAACGCAGUUGGAGUUACUGAAUACAGAUUGGAGCUUCAUUUUGAAACGGACACAGUUACAUCUGAAUCUGUUGGAACCAUUUAUUGCAUUCAGGCGAGUUCUACUUCAAAUCUUGAAUUGCAAGGACUGCACAAUACAACAUCUUCUACAAGCUGCUUCCACUCUUCGCAAGGGCUCUAGGUUUUCUCUAGCAGCUGCAGCUUUGCAUGAGUUCAAGUUCCUCAGUGCUGGUGCAGAAGGACAACAAGCGACCUCAUAUAUCUGUUCUCUCGGAAGGCUUGAAGAAGCUAAACUUUUACGGGCCCAAGGUCAGCAUGAGAUGGCUAUUAAUCUUGCAAGAUAUAUUUUGGAUCAUUAUCAAUUGAAUGAAGAAGCUUCAAAUGUACACCGUCUAGUUGGGAAGUGGUUGGCAGAAACUCGAUCUAGCAACUCUAGAACUAUUUUAGAACAGUAUCUAAAACAUGCUGUGGAACUUACGGUGCGUGACAAGACUACAUCCAAGAAGUGUGUUGCAAGACAAUCUCAAAAUUAUUUCCAUCUUGCUCACUAUACGGAUGCUCUGUUUAGGAGUCAUGAAGAAAGACUUACCUCUAGCGAAUGGCAAGCAGCUUUGCGAUUGAGGAGGCAUAAGACUAAAGAGUUGGAGGCACUCAUUAAAAGAUUAAAAAGUUCAACAAAGGGUGAAAAGACUGACUAUUCGGUAAAAAUACAAGAGUUGCAGAAGCAGCUUGCAAUGGACCGGGAGGAGGCUAAAAAAUUGCAGGAUGACAGGGACAACUUCCUCAGCCUAGCAUUGGAGGGAUAUCAGCGUUGUUUGGUCAUAGGAGACAAGUACGAUCUGAAAGUGGUAUUCCGACUUGUUUCCCUGUGGUUCAGUCUCUCUUCUAGACAAAAUGUUAUAAACGGCAUGCUGAGUGCCGUAAAGGAGGUUCAAUCAUACAAGUUUAUACCAUUGAUGUAUCAAAUUGCUUCCAGAAUGGGUAGCUCAAAAGAUGGGCAAGGAUCAUAUAAUUUCCAGUUUGCUUUGGUUUCUCUUGUGAAGAAAAUGGCCAUCGACCAUCCAUAUCAUACUAUAUUUCAGCUCCUUGCUUUAGCAAAUGGUGAUCGCGUUAAGGACAAGCAGCGGAGUAGGAACUCGUUUGUGGUGGACAUGGACAAAAAACUUGCAGCAGAAAAUCUCUUAAAUGAGUUAUCUUCACACCAUGAAGCUAUAAUUAGACAGAUGAAACAGGUAGUGGAGAUCUAUAUCAAGUUAGCUGAACUGGAGACAAAGAAAGAGGAUAUUAAUAAGAAUAUAACACUGCCAAGAGAAAUUCGCAGUCUUCGACAACUUGAACUUGUACCUGUGGUAACAGCUACUUUUCCAGUUGAUCGAAGUUGCCAGUAUCAUGAAGGAUCUUUUCCACACUACAAGGGCUUGGGAGAUUCUAUCAUGGUAAUGAAUGGUAUAAAUACCCCAAAAGUGGUCGAGUGCCUUGGCUCAGAUGGUCACAAAUACCGACAACUAGCUAAAUCUGGGAACGAUGACCUACGACAAGAUGCUGUCAUGGAGCAAUUUUUUGGUUUAGUAAACACAUUUUUACAAAACCAUCGAGAUACAUGGAAAAGGAGACUAGGUAUUCGAACAUACAAGGUUGUUCCCUUUACCCCAAGUGCUGGUGUCCUCGAAUGGGUUGACCGCACUAUUCCAAUUGGUGAAUAUCUUAUAGGAAGCAUGAGGACCAGCGGAGCUCAUGGACGCUACGGAAUUGGAGACUGGACGUUUCUCCAGUGCCGAGAAUACAUGGCAACUGAAAAGGACAAGCGUAAGGCAUUUAACAAAGUCUGUGAGAAUUUCAGACCUGUCAUGCACUACUUCUUCUUGGAGAGAUAUUUGCAGCCUGCCGAUUGGUUUGAAAACAGAUUGUCCUACACACGAAGUGUGGCAGCUAGUUCAAUGGUGGGCUACAUUGUUGGGCUUGGAGAUCGGCAUUCAAAUAACAUUCUCAUUGACCAAGCUACUGCAGAAGUAGUUCACAUCGAUCUCGGUGUUGCCUUUGAACAGGGCCUGAUGCUCAAAACACCGGAGAGGGUUCCAUUCCGGCUGACAAGAGACAUCAUAGAUGGUAUGGGAGUUACUGGAGUAGAGGGUGUUUUUAGAAGAUGUUGCGAGGAAACCCUCUCUGUAAUGAGAACAAAUAAGGAGGCACUACUUACAAUAAUUGAAGUGUUCAUUCAUGACCCGCUUUAUAAAUGGGCUUUGUCCCCUCUGAAGGCUUUGCAGCGUCAGAAGGAAACGGAUGAUGAUAUCGAGUCUGGUUUGGAGGAUUCGCAAGAUGUAUGUGAAGGAAACAAGGAUGCAGCACGUGCACUGAUGCGUGUCAAACAGAAGCUAGAUGGGUAUGAAGAGGGGGAAAUGAGAAGCGUGCAAGGCCAGGUCCAACAACUCAUACAAGACGCCAUUGAUGCCGAACAUUUAUGCCAGAUGUUCCCAGGCUGGGGAGCUUGGAUGUGAUCUAGUUCCCAAUCACCUUCGGCAGCUAUGGCACCCAAACACAUUGUACAGGCGGAUUUUUUAUUUUAUUUUUUUUUUCCUUGUUUUUUCCCCUUCUACCGAGUCCAAGUGUAUUGGAUGAUGUUGCUGCUUCGGUGUGCGAUUUUUUUGUCCAUUAAUGAAUGUAUGCUUCUGUAUUAUAUAAUAAUGUCAAGAGCAUUUACAGA